This is a messenger RNA of Centropristis striata (black sea bass), 5462 nucleotides long. Its product is annotated as protein Tob2. The transcript has 3 exons. The record is from RefSeq and is a predicted model, not a curated record. The coding region runs from base 473 to 1675 and encodes 400 amino acids. NCBI's taxonomy places the organism in Eukaryota, Metazoa, Chordata, Actinopteri, Perciformes, Serranidae. Gene Ontology annotation, biological process: regulation of gene expression. Gene Ontology annotation, molecular function: transcription corepressor activity. Gene Ontology annotation, cellular component: cytoplasm; nucleus.
UUAUAAAGAAUAAUUAAAAAAGCAGUAGCUACUAUAUUAUGAAGAAAGUAGUCCCUGUCGUCACGGGCGUGUGGGCGAGUCACACUGUAUAAAUACGCCGGGUUGUCAAACAGUAAAGUUUCUCUGGACCCUCCAUGCAAACUGUCAGCUGAAGACACACUGGGAAACCCUUUGGCUAUUGGAGAAUUGGGGCAGCAGUUAUUUAAAUAAAGAAAAUUAAAAACACUAUUGUGAAAAAUAUUUAGUGUUCAGCGUCUGAACUCGAUAGAUACGCCUUGAAAUUCAACACAAGGGAAUAACAGGAGAAACGCAGGAGAACAACAAGCUAGGGCAUCAGUGACGAAAGUUGGGACCUGAAAACAUUGUAACAUUUUUGUGACGACAAAAGACGACAGCCUGCAACCUGCUGCCCCCGCCUUCAAGCAUCAUCUUGAUCACUUUGCUCCCACGACGGCGCUAACCGGGUGCAGCCAUGCAUCUAGAAGUAAAGGUCGCCCUCAACUUCAUCGUGUCCUACCUGUACAACAAGCUGCCUCGUCGUCGAGCUGACCUGUUCGGCGAGGAGCUGGAGAGGAUACUGAUGUCUCGUUUUGAGGGUCACUGGUACCCUGAAGCCCCUCUCAGGGGCUCAGCCUUCCGCUGCAUUCACCUGGGAGCACCAAGGGACCCCGUGGUGGAGUUGGCCGCCAAAAGAAGCGGGCUGGACACAGAGGAAGUGCGUGCAAAUGUUCCUGCGGAGCUCAGUGUGUGGAUUGACCCGUACGAGGUGUCCUACCAGAUUGGAGAGAAGGGGGCAGUGAAGGUACUCUACCUGGAGGACCCUCCAGGCCUCGGUUGUGACAGCGAGAGGGCUGAGGGGGUGAUCAGAGAGGGUAAAGGAGAUGCAGAGGCAGAGGAGGCGAAGAGUCUGGGGUUUAACCCGGACGCUCAGGUGUUUGUGCCAAUUGGAAACCAGGCGUCUCCUGCCCUCAUGCCGUCGCUCUCGAGCUCCCCGACGCCUCUGUCUGCCCAGUCUUGCACCGGCCUCUUCAGCUACCCCAGCUCCAGCACGCCCACUGACCCCGCCGCCCACUCCUCAAACACCUCCACCCCUUCUCCUCCCAGCGGCGGUCUGCCCUACCUCUCCGCUCAGCAGCCGCCCUCCGCUCUCCCAACCGCCCGCCCUCAACCUAUCACCUUCACCACCGCCAGCUUCGCCGCCACUAAAUUCGGCUCGACCAAGAUGAAGAAGUGCAGCGGGUCCGGGUCGGCAGCUAGCUCCGGCGCCGUCAUACCGCCCGCACAGAGGAUGCUCACCCGCUCUCCCACCACCAUCUCGGCGCCAGAGCUGCUCAAGCACAAGCCCCUCUCUCUCUCCUUGCACUCCCUCGGAGGUCCCAUCGCCAGCCAGCUCUCCCCCAACGCCAAAGAGUUUGUCUACCCAGGAUCCCCAGGCCCCCUUUACUUUGAUGCUGACACCCAGCCCAUGCAGCCUCACGCCAGCCCAUUCCAGCCCCCUCACACCCAUCCGUCCUUUGACCCCUUCUCCAGCCCUCCCCCUGCCCAGAGCGUGGGCAUCAUCGGCAGCAACGGAGGAAUCCCGUACAUGGAGAAGCCGCCGUUUGUCGAGGGUUUAGGAAGCUACAACCUGCAAUAUCCUAGCCAGUCCUUCCAGCCUGUGGUGCUGGCCAACUAAGCCUUCAUUUGUAACGAUGAGAAUUGUUGUCGGAGGAGGUGGGUUUGGACAAUGAUGCUCCAGAUAUUUUCAGUUUUUCUAACAAAUUGUUCUAAUACUAACACAAGCUAAGAAUUAGUUUUACUACAAAGAUUUAAAAUACCACAUCAACUGAAUAAUUAAAUUUGUUUUGUUCCUCCAUUACCCCCCCACCCUGCCGUUUUGUCUGUCGCUGUUACUCAUCGUGUUCUGUGUUUGACAGGAGUGGGUGGGGGGUGAGUUCCUUUCUACCUUAAGUCAUUGCCAAUCUCUUGUUUAUUAUUUAGGACUGAAUGUUAACGUUAGGGGCUUUUUUUUGUUGUUGUUUUUUUGGACCCGGCUCUAGUAUAGCUCAGUUUUUGCACUGCACUGUCAUGCUGUGAAAAAGGACCUCGCCAAGUCCUGCAGGGAACGACGGCUGUGGAAAGCUCAGCACUUUGCUCUGCAAUCUGCUCUGCCCUACUUGCCACAAAUACAAAGAGGGGGGCUCUGCUGUCUCCGUGUGUGUGUAGCGCUGUUCUGUUUUGUUGUGCCUCAGCGUGAUGGAGAGUCUCAUUGUUUGUACGGCGCGCCCGUUACCCUUGAAACGCUCUCGUGCGCAGGCACAAUUUGACUCUGUUGUUGUCACCGGGCGUAUAUUGGAAGCAGUUUAUCGUCAGCUGGAAUGCGUACAUGACGUGGGUUUAAAUGAAGCAAGAGCAGCGGAGGGAGCAGAUAGGGAGCAUCGGGGUGUUAAGGGAGUGAUGUAGUAGAAUGUAUUGUAUCUGUCAGGGGACACUGCAGCUGGGAAGGUCAGGGAAACCUUGGUGAAUGUGAAAAAGCAAGUAAAUCUUUGCAUUUUUAGACAAUAACAAAGCGCUGAUACCUCAAUUAUACACACUGGGAUGUAAGUUAUAGUUUCAAACAUGUAUUCAAUUGCACACAUACGCAGAAAUAUGUCCACAUAAACACAUUUCCAGGCAGCGGUGUGUGAAGGUGAAGAGGCGUAGGGGAUGCAGCAGUUAAGCAGUAGGGAUUGUGAUAAAUGGCUUAGCAUGACUUUGACUAUGAAGGAGAGGUUUUCCUCUGCAUGGAAAGGAGAGAAGGGAAGACCGAGUGGAAAGGAAAGAGAGGGAGAGAAGCAGCUAGAGGGUUCUUUUGCCUCGGUGGCGUCCAGGCUGUAUUGGCUUACACUUUAAAACCCAGAACACGUUUCUAGUGAGCUUAAAUGGUAUUGAAGCCAAAGGCUCGCACUAUUCUCUCCUCCUCUUGAAAUUCUUCAGUGAUCGCUUCUCUUGUGGCGGUUAACAAAGGAAAAGCAGAAAUAUACAGCUCAGACAAAGAUGCAAAGAUGAAUGUGCGUGGCUUUUGUGGCUUUAUUGGAUAGCUUGUCAGAUCUCUUGGAAGUCUGCUGUUUCUAACAAUGGUUUGUUUACCAGCCGGGUCCAUGUGAUUGUUGGUUAGUCACUACAGGGAAGGGGGAACUCUCAGAUGUCCGUUUUGAGCUGUCCAGCACUUUAUUACUGGGCUCCUGAUGCUGUGUGUCACCAUUCCUUUGCCCUCUGUUUGGUAAUGGCAUAUUUUAUUCAGCUUUAGAGAUUCAAACAGGAGCUUAAGUUGUAUUCAAAUGCAUCAUGCUGGUGAGGAGAUGCUAUUGGUCUUGUCCGUUUAUUUGAAUGUUUUCCAGUACCCAUAAAUGUUUUUGUAUAAGAUGACCCAAGGACGCUCACGCUGUUUUUUUGCAAUGUGACAGCUUGUCAUACGCAUGCAAGUUUUUAUUUAUUUUUCUUUUCAAGGGAUUGGGGUGGGGAGGUACAUAUCUCUGUAAAUGUUAUGAUUGUGAGGGAAAGAUGCAUUUAUAAUUUUUUUUUUGUUUUUGUAAUUUAUUUCCAAUAUUUCUAUAUUUUUGUUUUUGCAAAUUUAUCACUUACAUUUGUAUGAGUAAGACAAGUCCAGGAAUAUGUAUAUACAAAGUUCUUAUGUUCAGAUUCUUUGUUUAGUUUCUUACAUGCUGAGGUUAUAUUUUCAGAAAAUUACAUGAAUAUAUGCAAACUGAGACAAAAAUAAAGAUGUACAGAAUAAAGUAUUGAAUGUGUAUUGUACCUUGUACAGCAUUUGUCUAAUAAGACGGGUAAAUGUAUUCAUUCUUCAAGUUGGAUUUGAAGUUUAAGAUGUGAAUGUUUACAGUGGGUUUGUGUAGGAAAAGAUGGCUGAUUUCACUUUUUUUCUGUGCUCCCAGGGCAGUCUGAUAGCACUACCCCCACAGGCAGUACAUUUAAACCAAAAAUCUCCACAUUUCAGAUUCAGUUUUGAGCGUAAUCUCCAUUUCCCUUUUUUAUAUGGAUUCACUGCAUAUUGUGGUCACCCCAACUAUUUCUUUCCCCGAGAAAAAUUGUCCAUCACUUAUCUUUUUUUCCUCCUACUUCUUUAUUUAAAAAAAAAAAAAAAAAUCAUAUCGGCACUAACGCUCCUUAUUUCAAUUGGUUGCUACUACCCAGAUAUAGACCUAUUUAUCUGAACAAAAAUGUCUCUUAAAGGAAUGGUUCACCCCAAAAUGAAAAAUACACAAUUUUCCCUUUUACCUGUAGUUGUAUUAGAUAUGUCUGGCUUUUCCCCUCAAAUAUGAUUGAAGGAAUUGUGCAAUUUGCACCAAAAAAAAAUCUAGAUUGAUAAAUAGCACUACAAGUAAGGACAUGUUUGUUUGUUUGUUUUUAGGGUGAACUGCCCCUUUAACCUCCCUUAUAAUGUAUAUCCCAUCGAAUUUACAUUUUCCCACCUUCAUUUUUUUGUCACUUCUCCCCAUCAGCCUGGUCCUUUGGUCCUGAUACUAUAGCCAUAUAUCCCAGACUGUCUUUGCUUACACAGAUGCUCACCCUUCUCCAGUGCAAUGUAAUGCCAUAAUUUAAAUUACCCUGAAGGAUUCAAGGGGUUUCUACCUCUCUGCACCCGGGAAUUAAAAAAAACUCCAGUAUAUCUUCUAGAUAGGAAGACGGUGUUCGUUACGGCAGGUUCAGAAAGAUGAAGGAAAUGAAUGUGCUGUGAAUGUGAUCUGUUGUUAGUCAACCCUGGUUGAGAUGGCCUGCGGGAAAUAAAGGAGGAAACCGCUCAUUUUUUUGUGUUUAGAAGUCUUUUGAGAGAUUUUAAGUUGCAUGCAUGUCCAAAAUGUCCAAGUGACUCCUUUUUUUUCUUUUCCAUAUUUGUCUGAUUAUUCAGAGCAAACGAGGUGCGUUAAAUUUCCUCUCGAGGUGAGAGAUCUGAGGAUGUGAGUGAUUACUGUAAAAGCCGCUUCGCCCUCACAUCUUUAAGAGUGAAGCUGGUUUGUGUUUAACACACACACACACAAACGCACACCGCAAAUCAUCUCUAAACGCAGGCUAUUCCACAAUCAGGGUUGAACAUUAAUGAAAAGGAAAAACAAGAAUUUUGUAUUCCGAUGUCCUUUGCUUAUAUCGAUGUGUGCGUUUUAUUUUGCACUUUGGAAUAUUCAUUGUCAUAAAAGAAGUUUAUUUUCUAUGUAAAGUUUAACAUUUAAGAGUAAAAUAGAUAUAAUAAUUAAAAGUUCAGAUGAUGUAUAAAUAUAGUGCUUUCUUUCCUGCCUGUAUUUUAUUAUUUUUCCUAUUUUGUAUCUGAUCUGUACACCCUGUAGAUGUGUAAUGAAUCUUUCACUACUGAAAUGCAAUGACCUGUUUUCUGUGCUGCCCCUCGGGAAUGGGGAGUUACUACUGCAGUUUCUUAUUGUAUCAGAUUCUUUUUUAAGUUUGUAAUAAAAAAAACAGAUUGGCAAAAAUAA